Durusdinium trenchii is the source of this 1248-nucleotide messenger RNA. The record is from the annotation of a GenBank genome assembly. Lineage: Eukaryota; Dinophyceae; Suessiales; Symbiodiniaceae.
AUGGCGAGGUUCUCAGCUGUCGCAGUGCUUGCUUUGAUUGUGUUUCUGUUCACGUACUUCAGCGGCUUCAGCGCCUGUGCGUUUCCUUCCUUACCGAUUUUGGAGACAAGAAAGGUUGUGUCGGAGAGUGUGUCAAACUCUCUUUCAAUCGCAGAGAGUUUUGGAUUCUUUGAAGAAUCCGAUUCCCGAUGGUUUCUCCGGAAAUUGAUUCAUUCCCACCAAGCUGCUGCUGAGCGAAGCUGCCAAGCAGAAUGUUUCCACUUGGGAGAGGGUCCGUGCGUCGGGCGGAAAUGGUGGCAGCUUCAUUUGGAGCCUUCGUUCAGCUGUUCCUUUGAACGCAGAAUUGGACCCAUUGGGGCCUUUGGCAAAUGGGUGUGCAAUCCACAUCAAGUCGGUCAAGUCCGUGACGGUUGUUUGGUGUAUUCGUUCAGAGGUGUUGCCAACACCUUUGAGUUUGAAACAGCUUUGCGCAACGAAAGGAGACAUUGUGAGAUCCAUGUCUUCGGCAACGCGUCGCAAGUUGUACCACCGCCCUUCAUUCAGUACCAUGUCAAACAAGUUGGUGGUGUCGCUCCUUUGGUUGACAUCAACCAGAUAGCCAAGGAACUUGGCCACACAGGCAGGAACAUCGACAUUUUGAAUAUUGAUUGCCAUGGAUGUGAAUGGGAUCGGGCCCAAUACUCUGGCUGGUUUCAUGACGACGUUUUUGUGCGUCAACUGCUGGUCAGACUCACGUGGCCUUUUGAUUACGAGGCUCACGGACUGCAUCCCGGCCUGGGAGAUUACCUCACAACACCUAAAGACCCACCGCCUGAAAUUCCAGCUUUUCUUUUGUUCUUGCAAAGCAAAGGGUUCGUUGUAACCCACAAGGAGUUUGACACUGCGCGGUGCGGUGGGAAUUGCGUCGAAAUGACAUUCUUGCGACUUCACGAUGAUUUUGCACGUUCAUUUCUUGCGUUGCCGACCCGAGCCUGCUGGGACAGCCGCGGUCCGGUUGCGCAAGAAAUGCUAAAUGGCACCUUUCGUCGCUUCCAAGUCGUGAAAGAGAGCCUCUCUUGGAAAGAAAGCUUUGGCUACAUCGGCGAAAGUGAUGUUGAUUGGCAGAGGCGAAAGCAGAUUCACAAAGAGGCCAUGGAUCUUCAGUUGAAAAUCUCUCAGGUACUACAACGCUAUGAGACUUCGCAUUUCGAUCCUGGAGACUUUUUCUAUUACAACCCACUUUCACUUGCGACUUCGUCCGAAGGCUAG